AUGGCGCAGGAUCCACGCGCGCUUCUACAAAAAGCCGACAAAGCAGCCUCGUCGGCAGGCGGAGGUUUCUCUUUCUUCGGCGGGAAGACGGACAAAUACGAAAAUGCCGUCGAGCUAUACACACAAGCGGCGAAUGCAUUCCGAAUGCAGAAAGCUGGCAAGGAAGCCGGACAAGCCUUCGAACGAGCCGCCGCAAUCCAGUCUAAGAACCUCAACGAACCCGACGAUGCGGCGAACACAUUGACAGAGGCAUUUAAGAGCUAUCGGAAAGACGAGCCGGAGGAGGCGGCGAGGGUGUUGAGCCAGGCAAUCAGCCACUACACGCUGAAGGGAAACUUUCGAAGGGCGGCGACAUUUCAACAACAGCUGGCGGAAUUAUUUGAAGUGGAGCUAGGAGAUCAAAAGAGAGCGAUGGAAGCUUACGAGUCGGCCGCUGGUUGGUAUGAGACUGAUAAUGCUGAGCAACUCGCCAACAAGCUCUUCCUCAAAGUUGCCGAUAUCUCUGCGCUCGAGGCCGAUUACUACAAAGCGAUAGCCAACUAUGAGCGCGUGGCGAAGAGUGCGAUCAACAACAACCUCAUGAAGUGGUCGGUGAAGGAAUAUCUCCUCAAAUCUGGCCUUUGCCACUUGGCUACUGCGGACGUGAUUGCAACAAACCGCGCUCUCGAAUCGUACCGCGACUUGGAUCCGUCCUUUGGUGGAACAAGAGAGCACCAGCUUCUGGUCGAUUUGGUGCAGGCGGUCGAAGCAGGUGAUCAGGACGCAUUUGCGGAUAAGCUGUUUCAGUUUGACCAGAUGUCCAAGCUGGACAAGUGGAAGACGACCAUCUUGCUUAGGGUGAAGGAGGGGAUUGAGGAGCAAGGCGAGGAUUUCUCAUAG
Molecule: messenger RNA, 879 nt
Organism: Neohortaea acidophila
Lineage: Eukaryota; Fungi; Ascomycota; Dothideomycetes; Mycosphaerellales; Teratosphaeriaceae
Product: soluble NSF attachment protein
Exons: 3
Coding region: 1-879 (292 amino acids)
Biological process (GO): SNARE complex disassembly; intracellular protein transport
Cellular component (GO): vacuolar membrane; SNARE complex
Molecular function (GO): syntaxin binding; soluble NSF attachment protein activity
Source: RefSeq, a predicted model, not a curated record